UAAGGUCAUCAGUGCUAUUUGUAGGAAAUUCCUGCAAAUAGACACGCCCCAAGCAGAAGAUCUUGCAGAGCUGCUUUCUGCUUGUUUGUCUUGGAAUUAAAUAGGCUACCCAUGUUAUGUAAUACCGAUAGGUGGCAUAUUAGGUUUUGUCUAAAAUGAUGUUGGCCUUUAAGAAACUGUCAUGGUUUGCCGGAACCCCAAGCAGGUUAUGUUUUAUUACUGAACAUAAUAGGCUUGGUAAACUGAAACAUUCAUUCCGAACAUUGACAACUGAUUCUUCAAAUAAUUGCUUUGAUGUGGUUGUGGUUGGAGGUGGAAUUGUUGGUGUUGCCUCAGCCAGAGAGCUGAUGUGCCGAUAUCCAAACCUCAAGGUAGCGAUCGUGGAAAAGGAGAAUCAAUUAGCUGCUCAUCAAACAGGACAUAAUAGUGGAGUCAUACAUGCAGGAAUUUAUUACAAGCCAGGGACACUUAAGGCAAAACUUUGUGUCGAAGGACUUCAUUUAACUUAUGAUUUCUGUGAUAAACACAAUGUUCCAUACAAGAAAGUUGGAAAACUGAUUGUUGCGAGAGAUCGGUCUGAAGAAGCUCGGCUUUUGGACCUAUAUGAUAGAGGACAGCAAAACAAUGUUCCUGAGCUGAGAUUAAUUGAUUCUAAAGAAAUUAGGGAGUAUGAACCGUUUUGCCAAGGCUGGAAAGCAUUACAUUCUCCUCAUACAGGAAUAGUAGAUUGGGGACUUGUGACAGAAUACUAUGGAAAAGACUUUAAAAAAAGAGGAGGAGAAAUAUUUUUAAACUUCCAUGUGACAGAUUUUAAUGAAGCUGUCGACACUCAUGGUGGGCUGUACCCUAUCAGAGUUUCUGACAAUAGUAAAAGUAUUAAUGCCAGGUAUGUCUUAACUUGUGGUGGAUUGCAUUCCGAUAGACUGGCAAAAUUAUCAGGCUGCAACCCUGUGCCACAGAUUGUACCUUUUAGGGGAGAAUAUUUAUUGCUCAGCAAAGAAAAACAGCACAUGGUAAAAGGAAACAUAUAUCCGGUACCAGACCCACGGUUCCCUUUCCUUGGUGUUCAUUUCACUCCUCGUAUGGAUGGGAGCAUUUGGUUGGGGCCAAACGCAGUCUUAGCUUUUCAAAGAGAAGGAUACAGGUGGAGUGACAUCAAUAUGAAAGAGUUGAUUGAAACAUUAAAGUUCCCUGGCUUUAGAAAUGCUGCUGCUAAACAUAUUACAUUUGGAUGCUCUGAAAUGCUUCGUUCAGUCUUUAUUCAGCUCCAACUGAAAGAGCUUAGGCGUUUCAUCCCUAACAUUGAGGCAUCUGACAUUUCUAGGGGACCAUCUGGUGUGCGAGCUCAAGCAAUGGACUUAAGAGGCGAGCUGGUCGAUGAUUUUGUGUUUGAUUCAGCACCAGCAAGUGCCAAAAGUCAGUUAGGGCCAAGAAUAUUGCAUUGUCGCAAUGCCCCAUCUCCCGGAGCCACAUCUUCCCUUGCUAUAGCAAAAAUGAUUGUAGACAAACUCAAAAAAGAAUUCAACCUGUGAUAUACUUUUAUAAUCAAUAGAAAAAUAAAAUAUUUUUUUAUUAUUUUUACUCAUAUUA
Molecule: messenger RNA, 1590 nt
Organism: Frankliniella occidentalis (western flower thrips)
Lineage: Eukaryota; Metazoa; Arthropoda; Insecta; Thysanoptera; Thripidae
Gene: L2HGDH
Product: L-2-hydroxyglutarate dehydrogenase, mitochondrial
Exons: 8
Coding region: 156-1532 (458 amino acids)
Molecular function (GO): (S)-2-hydroxyglutarate dehydrogenase activity; (S)-2-hydroxy-acid oxidase activity
Source: RefSeq, a predicted model, not a curated record